Messenger RNA from Cinara cedri, 439 nucleotides. The record is from the annotation of a GenBank genome assembly. NCBI's taxonomy places the organism in Eukaryota, Metazoa, Arthropoda, Insecta, Hemiptera, Aphididae.
AUGUCCAGUAGUUUGGAUGAAGAAGAACUUUUACUUUUAUAUGCAGUGGUUGAAAGUCAACAAAAGGGGAAGCGAAUUUGGGUUCAUGACAUAAAUAGAAAAAUAGAAAAUUAUGGCAAAUACCACCAUUUAUGUCGUUAUUGUGUUUUAGACGAGUCAUGUUUGACAGCCGAUAUGAUUUGUAAUUGAAUAAAAGGCGAUGAUAAUAAUGCUUUCAUGUACGUGAAUAACGCGUUCUGUUUGACAAGGCCUUUACUAAUAAUUAUAAUAAUAAAAAUAAAUUUAGUUGAUAUUUUACGUUUUUCCAGCAGAAGUAAACAAAAUCGUUUCAUCCAAUUCAAAGUUUGGAAUUGAAUGGAUCAUUGUUGUCAAAUGGAUCCCAGGCUCCAAGUUCGCCAAUGAUGAAUGGAACCACCACCGCUACAUUGCCCUCUGCUAA